AUGCCUGAUACCCAUCCACCGAGUUCUCCACCACCACGGAGCAAUUCCAUGUCAGCCACUUUCAACUAUCUUCAUCUUGACGCUGACAAAGUUCUAUCAGCUUUUGGUAAAUAUGGGCGGUAUCAGAUGCUCGCAUAUGUUAUCACUACAUCCGUCCACAUGCUGUUCGCUUUGAAUAUGAUGAUCAUGCCAUUCAUUACAAAGACCACUUCGUUUUUAUGUGAUGUGCCUGAUAGUCCGAACUUCUCACCCUUGGUGGGAGAUAGCUGUCAUUUACAUGAUGUGCAAUUGAAUACAACAAUCGAUUGUUUAGCAGUGAAUGGAGCAAAAUACGCAUACGAAGAAGACAAAAAAUCCACCAUCACUAGUGACUUCGACUUGGUAUGCGAGUAUCAAGGAAUGGCGGAGCACGCCACAUCAAUUUUCCUAGUGGGUGGAAUGAUUGUAUCACCAUUUGUCAGUCAAUUAUCUGAUAUUCUUGGUCGCCGUCCAUUGUUUUUGAUUCCACUCUACGUUAGUGUGGUUGCCAAUUUGAUUUGUGCCGCGGCACCGAACUAUUUGAUAUUUCUGCUGUCUAGGUUUAUUUCCGGAGUUGCUACUACGAGCUUCAGUAUGACUGGCUUCGUUCUGUGCAUGGAAUCCGUCUCCCUUGAGUUCCGCUCCCUAAUCCCAGUCCUUACCACCAUCUCCUGGGUCGGUGGAUACAUGCUAGCCGGUGUCUUCUACAUUUUCUUCAAGAAUUGGCGUGUUCUUUAUUUCGCCGCUUCGGUUCCCGGACUUCUAACCAUCCCUUUCUUCUGGUUCACUCCAGAAUCGUUGCAUUGGCUAGUGACAAAACAAAACGAUAAGAAGAUUCAAAAAUAUAUCAAUGAGUCUGUUGCGUUUAAUAAACAGACCAUUAGCCUUAUUGAUUGCCGCUCUGCUAAUGCUCAAUCUUCCGAAAAGACCAGGACUUUUAGAGCUCUUUUCUACCCGAAGAUUUUUGUGCAUGUGCUGAUCAAUUCUUAUAUUUUAAUUGUCAUGAGCGGUACCUACUGGGCUCUCUCCCUCUACUCCACCGAAUUGUCGGAAGACGAAACAACCGGAUACUUCCUAUCGGGUCUUGUCGAGCUGCCUGCUGGAUUCCUAUCAGUUUUCCUUCUAAUUCUGUUCAAACGAAAAACUGUAUCAUUUUUUUCGUUGGUUCUAACAGCUGCAUUCAUGUUGGGUACUGUCUAUGUGCCACUCCAAGGAAAUUAUAAAAUGAUUUUCCCACUUUUGGCAAAAUCUACAAAUUCUAUUGUGUGGGCUAGUCAGCCGUUAUUGUAUUCUGAGGGAACUCCCACCACUAUCCGUAACGUCUUCAGUGGAGUUGUGUCGUUUGUCGGAGAGCUUGGAUCUAUUGGAGCGCCGUAUAUGAAUCGAUUGACGGCCAUCAACGAAGACGCUCCAGCCAUCGUUAUCUCCGUGAUGUCAUUGAUCGCCGGUCUCCUAGUCCUUCUGCAGCCUGAAACCAAGGACAAAAAACUUCCAGAAGACAUUGAUGAUUUCGACGCCGGACCACUUUUCAGAGGGUGUCGAACAAAGAAGAAUAAGGAGAAGCUAAAGAAGGAUUCAGAAGACGUGGAGGCUUCUGCUCAGAAGACGUUGGAAAAAAUUGAGGAGGAAGAAGCCGUGGAGUUGUUGGAAGUGAAAAGUCAGGAAAAGGAGGAAAAAUCAUAA
Molecule: messenger RNA, 1701 nt
Organism: Caenorhabditis briggsae
Lineage: Eukaryota; Metazoa; Nematoda; Chromadorea; Rhabditida; Rhabditidae
Exons: 8
Coding region: 1-1701 (566 amino acids)
Biological process (GO): transmembrane transport
Cellular component (GO): membrane
Molecular function (GO): transmembrane transporter activity
Source: RefSeq, a predicted model, not a curated record